AUGUGCCCCGGUAACUGGCUCUGGGCGUCUAUGACUUUUAUGGCCCGCUUCUCCCGGAGUAGCUCAAGGUCUCCUGUUCGCACUAGAGGGGUCCUGGAAGAGAUGCCGGCUGUUCAACAUCCCUUCCUCAAUGUCUUUGAGUUGGAGAGGCUCCUCUACACAGGCAAGACAGCCUGUAACCAUGCCGAUGAGGUCUGGCCAGGCCUCUACCUCGGAGACCAGGACAUAGCUAACAACCGCCGGGAGCUCCGCCGCCUGGGCAUCACCCACGUCCUCAAUGCCUCGCACAGCAGGUGGCGAGGGACGCCAGAGGCCUACGAGGGGCUGGGCAUCCGCUACCUGGGUGUUGAGGCCCACGACUCGCCAGCCUUUGACAUGAGCAUCCACUUCCAGACGGCUGCCGAUUUCAUCCACCGGGCACUGAACCAGCCAGGAGGGAGGAUCCUGGUGCACUGUGCCGUGGGCGUAAGCCGGUCCGCCACACUGGUCCUGGCCUACCUCAUGCUGUACCACCACCUGACCCUCGUGGAGGCCAUCAAGAAAGUCAAGGACCACCGAGGCAUCAUCCCCAACCGGGGCUUCUUGAGGCAGCUCCUGGCCCUGGACCGCAGGCUGCGGCAGGGUCUGGAGGCAUGAGGGGAGAGGAAAGGAAGUCAGGCCAGGUGCAUGGGUCCCUGGCUUCCAGCUGGAGGGAGGAGGCCCAGAUGUCCCACUGUCCCCUGUAGGCGGGAGAGCGACAGGGCUGAGGCUGCCACCACUGCUGCUAUUUGCUGGGAGGGAAUGGGGAGUGAGGUCGGGUGAUGUGCUGUGCGCCCAGGAGGGAGCUGACCAGAGAAGGAAGCAGCUAUGGUGUAGGUAGACGGCAGUCCUGGGAUUCAGACACCCUGGAUUCCAGCCAGGCUGCUCGCAGUGACCCAGAGCCCCUUCCCCCCAUUGUGCCCAAGUGUCCCCCCUCACUCCCUUAUCAAAACAAAAGUGCCAUCUCUGCCCCAUGCCUGCGCAGGGAGUCGGGGAUGCCGCAGGCACGAACGUGAUGGUGUCCCCUUGUGUGUAGAUGGUGGUGUAGAGACAGACGGUGCAGAGAGGGUGUGAAAAGCUGUGAGACCAGAGGGAGAAACCCACAGACGUGUUACUCCAAGCACAGGAAGAGGAAGUGUGGGAGGAUUGGCGCUGUGCCCGUGGGCGCUGGCUGCGGCCAGAAGCUGCAGAAGGGCAUGGCUGGGAGCCUUUAGAGGGUCGCUCACUUGCUGGCUGCAGGUGUCUCCAGGAGAAAUAAAGACGGUGGACAAGAGAA
This is a messenger RNA of Neofelis nebulosa (Clouded leopard), 1294 nucleotides long. It is a transcript of the gene DUSP26, whose product is annotated as dual specificity phosphatase 26. Gene Ontology annotation, biological process: negative regulation of MAPK cascade; protein dephosphorylation. NCBI's taxonomy places the organism in Eukaryota, Metazoa, Chordata, Mammalia, Carnivora, Felidae. The record is from RefSeq and is a predicted model, not a curated record. Bases 1 to 636 code for a protein of 211 amino acids. Gene Ontology annotation, molecular function: protein tyrosine/serine/threonine phosphatase activity; MAP kinase phosphatase activity. The transcript has 3 exons. Gene Ontology annotation, cellular component: cytoplasm.